UGCGUAAUAUAAUUUAAAAAAAAAUAAUAAAAAAGAAAAACAGCAUCACCUACCUUUCCUUCCCAUCUCCAAUAUUUUCUCUCUCCUCCCACUUAAUUACAGUAUGAGUCUACAGAGUACAUUCAUUUACAUUAUUACAUAACAUACCCAACUUCUAUUCUUUACUUUAUGCCAUCUGCCGACUUCUUUCUUCUUCAUUUUUCCCUUUUCAAUUCCAUAAUUAAACUGCCCUUAUUCUCAGGUGCUGAUGUUCUUAUUCCAAAAUUGGUGCUGAUUUGGCAUGUGGGCAGCUACUAAUUAUUGCUAUGGUGCUUUUUCUGUACUGUUUCUGGAGUUUUGGGGAAGAAUUGAGAAUGAUUACUGAACCCUUUUUACUCCUUUAUUGAUUUUGUACAUUUUUGUACUUAUUUUAUCUCAAGAUUUGAACUUUGAUCUGUUUUGGGGCUUGGUUUCUCAUUUUUUGUUGAAAUUGAAGUUUGGUAAUUGUAUGAUUGUUUUCGGCAAUUAUUGAUAGAGAGGUAAAAAAGAUUCUAAUUUGGUAAAUAGAAGUAUGUGACAGUGUUUUUUGGUUGAAUUUAGACUGUGAGUUAAUGGAACAAGCUCACCGUUUUCAUGCUUUAGGCCACAAUGAAAUGAGGGUUAUGGGAAAGAGGGGUUUAGAAUGGGAUUUGAAUGAUUGGAAAUGGGAUGGUGAUCUUUUUAUUGCUACCCCUUCCAAUACCCUAUCUUCUGAUUUUCAAGAUCAGCAAUUUAUCCCAGUUGUUCAGGUUCAAGGGAAUUCGUCAAACAGCUCAUCUUUGUGUUCUGAUGAUGUUCAGUAUGGUGUUGAUGAUGGAAGGAGAGAAUUGGGGAACAAAAGGAGGGUUAUUGUUAUUGAAGAGGAUAGUUUGGAAGAAGUUGGUCCUUUGACCUUAAAGAUUGGGGCAAACUCUUAUGCUGCCUCGGAUAGAGAAAGGGAUUUGAGUAAUUGGGAGAGUACGAGUGGGAAAAAGACUAAGUUAGCCGGGGGCUCUUCAAAUCGAGCUAUUUGCCAGGUUGAGGAUUGUGGGGCUGUUCUUAGUAAGGCUAAAGACUAUCACAGGCGUCACAAGGUCUGCGAGGUCCAUGCUAAAGCCAGUAAAGCCCUUGUGGCAAAUGUCAUGCAACGAUUUUGUCAACAAUGCAGUAGGUUUCAUGUUCUUCAGGAAUUUGAUGAAGGUAAACGAAGCUGUAGACAGCGCUUGGCUGGCCAUAAUAAGCGACGGAGGAAAACACAAGCGGACACUGCUGUCCAGGGGAAGUCUAUAAACGAUGAGCAAACUAAUAGUGUUCUCUUGAUAAGCUUACUGAGGAUACUCUCCAACAUGCAUGCUAACAAUGAAUCGAACCAAGCAACAGAUCAAGAUCUCACUGCUCAGCUUUUGAGAAGUCUUGCCAACCCUUCCAUGUUACACAUGGGGAAGGACGUAUCUGGGAUCCUACAUGAGUCACAGAAGCUGCUAAACGGUGGUGUAUCCAAUGAUAAUGUACAUUCAGAAAAGAUGUCAGCUUUUUUCUCAAAUGAUAAUCGAAAUCUUUCUAAAAUCAUUGAUCAACAUGCUCCAUCGUCAAAUUUAGAGAUUCCAAGAAAGGAAUUAUAUGCAGCUAAUAGCAGGGUUGGAAAAAUGCAGGCCGUGUCAUUGCAAAAACCUGAAAGUUUGUUUCCAAUAAAGAAUAGCCCUCCAGGUUACUCUGAGAGCACAGCAGGGAGAAUGAAGUUGAACAAUUUUGACUUGAAUGACGUAUAUAUUGAUUCAGAUGAUGGAGUUGAAGAUUUGGAAAGGUCACCUGUUGAUGGAAACUUUGUAACUAGUUCUGUAGAUUUCCCUUUGUGGGUGAGGCAAGAUUCACAUCAUUCAAGUCCACCACAGACUAGUGGAAACUCUGACUCAACAUCAGCCCCGUCACCUUCUAGUUCGAGUGGAGAAGCUCAGAGCCGUACUGAUCGGAUUGUUUUCAAGCUAUUUGGUAAAGAACCAAGUGACUUCCCUAUUGUGCUACGGGAGCAGAUCCUUGACUGGCUUGCACAUAGUCCAACUGAUAUCGAAAGCUACAUCAGACCUGGCUGUAUAAUUCUAACAAUUUACCUUCGCUUGGCUGAGUCCUUAUGGGAGGAGCUCUGUUCCGAUCUUUCAUCCUGCUUAACUUGUCUCUUCAAUGUAACUGAUGACACAUUUUGGAAGAGUGGAUGGGUAUAUGUACGAGUACGGAAUCAAAUAGCUUUUGUUCACAAUGGUCAGGUUGUUUUGGACACAUCAUUAUCUCUCGAAAAUAGUAAAUGCAGCAGAAUAUUGAGUGUCAUGCCUAUAGCCGUGUCUAUGGAUGAAAAAGCACAUUUCGUAGUUAGAGGUUUAAACCUCUCCCAGUCCUCAACAAGAUUACUUUGCGCUAUAGAAGGGAAAUAUCUUGAUCAAGAAGUGUCUCAAGAAUUAAGGGAGGAUGAUGAUUUUGCUGAGGAGGAUGAAACUGAGCAUGCUAGUUUCUCCUGCUCUAUUCCCAGUAUAACUGGUAGAGGGUAUAUUGAGGUUGAAGAUCUUGGUCUCAGCAGCAGUUUCUUCCCUUUUAUAGUUGCGGAAAAGGAUGUUUGCUCCGAGAUUCGGACACUGGAGAGUAUGCUCGAACCGAAGAAAGCUGAUGAAAAUGCACAAGAAGCAAAUAAAAACAUAGAAUCCUGGCGGCAGGCCAUGGAUUUCAUAAAUGAAAUGGGCUGGCUUCUCCAUAGAAGCAACUUGAAAUCUAGAUUGGCGGACCUAGAUCCUAGCACUGUCAUAUUUUCUUUUGGACGUUAUAAAUGGCUCAUGGAAUUCUCCAUGGACCGUGAUUGGUGUGCUGUUGUGAAGAAACUCUUGGACAUCUUGAUCGCUGGAACUGUGGGAUCAGGGGAACACUCUUCGCUUAAGGUUGCGUUGUUAGAAAUGGGACUCCUUCACAAAGCUGUUCGUAGAAAUUCUAGGUCAAUGGUGGAACAGCUUUUACGAUAUGUCCCUGUGCAUUUAUCAGAAGAAUUCGCAUCAGCUGUUGAAGGUAGCCAAGAGAAGUUUUUGUUUCGGCCAGAUGCCAAGGGACCUGCUGGUUUGACCCCACUUCAUAUUGCAGCUGGCAGAGAUGGCUCUGAAGAUGUACUUGAUGCUCUAAUUGAUGACCCUGGAAAGAUUGGAAUAAAUGUGUGGAAAAAUGCUCGGGAUAGCACAGGGGCUACACCUGAGGAUUAUGCUCGUCUGCGGGGCCACUAUGCUUACAUACAUGCUGUCCAGAGGAAGAUGCACCGGAGUUCAGCUUCAGGGCAUGUAGUGCUCGACAUCCCAGGAGAACCAUCAAUUCCCACAAAGCACGAUGGGGCUGUGAGCUUCGAGGUUGCAAGAAGUGCAUCAUUUGCUUUGAAUCAGGACUGCAAGCUAUGUGAUCAGAAGAAAAUGUUCGCAUAUUACGUAAAAAGUGCAAGAACAUCUCUAGUGUACAGGCCUGCAAUGCUUUCAAUGGUUGCUAUCGCUGCAGUCUGCGUAUGUGUGGCUCUUCUCUUCAAGAGCAUGCCUAACGUGGUUUGUCUUUUCCAACCUUUCCGUUGGGAAUUGCUUAAUUAUGGCUCCAGUUAAUCUCCCAUCCGUGUAUGGUCGAUAACUUAUUCUAGUAUAAUCUCUAAUUUGUAUUUGGAUUGCUAUAUAUGUUGUAUUCUGUAGUGAUCUGUUCUAAGAAAGCAGUGAAAAUCCUAAGGAGUACAGCAAGAACAUAGAAGCAUUAUGGUUAGUCGAUUAGUAUCGACUGACUGUACGUAAUAAUCAUGUAACUAUUGUAACUUGAGGCAUCUAAGUACUAUUUCAGGUCGAGACUGCUUUUUGUGGCCUCCCAACUCUCAACUUCUAUCUCGUCUUCGAAUUUUCUGAUAACUGUAUGUUUUACGGUGGCACGAGGAAAUGAAACUUGGGAAAUGGGGGUGCGAUGAAUGGUUUACAUCCCUUGAGACCCAUGAAUAUUUCUCAUUUCUAUAGAGGAUUCUGGCUAUGUUUUGCAACUAACGGUUACUAACUUACUCCUACUUGUAUUUCACAAAUACAUUUUGAAAAUGGGAAGAUUAUCAACAUAAUCAUCAUAUUUACCAUAUCCGCUCAUAUGCUCAUAGAAGUUGUGAUUAGAGUCUAUGGAGGG
This is a messenger RNA of Amaranthus tricolor (Joseph's coat), 4161 nucleotides long. RefSeq names its product squamosa promoter-binding-like protein 1. Gene Ontology annotation, molecular function: protein binding; DNA binding. The transcript is spliced from 11 exons. Gene Ontology annotation, cellular component: nucleus. The coding region runs from base 591 to 3611 and encodes 1006 amino acids. NCBI's taxonomy places the organism in Eukaryota, Viridiplantae, Streptophyta, Magnoliopsida, Caryophyllales, Amaranthaceae. The record is from RefSeq and is a predicted model, not a curated record.